Carica papaya (papaya) is the source of this 2282-nucleotide messenger RNA. RefSeq names its product myb domain protein 17 (gene MYB17). Lineage: Eukaryota; Viridiplantae; Streptophyta; Magnoliopsida; Brassicales; Caricaceae. The record is from RefSeq and is a predicted model, not a curated record.
AUGGCGUGUCUUAUCCAAUCCUCUCGCUGAAGAGAGAGAGUAACGAGCAAAGCAAAGCAAGCACUGCCAAAACAGUAGGAAAUUUAUGGUUGCGUACGUGUCUCCUUCUCGUUGGUUUGUGAUUCCAAAUUUUGACUUGCAAUAUUUGUUUAUUAUUACAUCAUUGACCUGUUUUGUUUCCCCAAUAAAACACAGAAAAAAACUGAAACCCCGAAAGAAAAAACCAGUCUUCUUCAACCUUUCCUUCAAUCCUCCGUUUUCUUUUUCUCUCUUGGAAAUAUUUAAGUAUUCUUUCCCUCCCUCUCGAUUACUUCAUUUUCUUUCUUUCCUUCUUUAUUGUUUUCCCCCUUCCAUUUUCUCAUUAAACAAACAAACAGCAAUAAAUACCGGCCAUACAUAAGUCAUUUCAUGGUGUGUGUUCGUACCCUGCAAGUCACUGUCAUUGCAUUACUCUCUCUUUCCCUAUAAAUUUUCUCUCUCCUCCUUACGACAAUCCACCAUUAAUGCUUUCGCUUUCUUCUUCACUAUGCUUUUUUUCUUUUUCUUCUUUCUUCCCCCUCUCCUUACUGUUCUGUGCUACUCGCAAAAAGAAAAAAGAAAACUCAAUAAAGAUUAAAGAAUCCUCUCAUUAAUUUCUCUUCAAUCUGCUCCGCCAUUUCCUUUUUUUUUUUUUUCUUGUGUGGGUACUAUAGCCCGUAAUUGUCAAAAUAUAAAUUCAUACGUAUAUAUAUAUAUGUGUGUGUGUGUGUGUGUGUGUGUGUGUGUUUGUGUGUGUAUUUAAUGAACAAGCCAGCUUGAAACUCGCUGAUCGUCCAAUCUCGCACCCACGCAGUUAUUAAUGCCUGAUAUUCACUUUCGAUUACCCUAGAUAAGAUCAGAGAAGAAUCCGCUUUUAAAACCCGUCUCUCUCUUUCUCUCUCUAGUCUACUCUGCAACACUGGACGCCAUGAUGAUUUGUUUGACAGCUAUUGCGAGUUGAAGACACUACUCUCUCUUUUUGGACCUUGUUUGUUUUCUGAUUUCUCCACAAAGGAAAAAAAAAAAAAAAGAGAGUAACAUUACAGAAGGGUUUGGUGGUGAGGGUUAUAGUUGUGUUGUAAGUAAUAAAGAGGAGAGAUGGGGAGGACUCCUUGUUGUGAUAAGAAGGGAUUGAAGAAAGGUCCAUGGACUCCUGAAGAAGAUGAGCUUCUUGUUAACUAUAUCAAGACUAAUGGCCAUGGAAGCUGGCGUUCUCUCCCUAAGCUUGCAGGUCUCCUCCGCUGUGGAAAGAGUUGCCGCCUCAGAUGGACAAAUUAUCUCAGGCCAGACAUAAAACGUGGCCCUUUCACUCUUGAGGAAGAAAAGCUUGUCAUACAGCUUCAUGGCAUUCUUGGAAACAGAUGGGCAGCCAUAGCUGCUCAGCUACCUGGAAGAACAGACAACGAGAUCAAGAACUUAUGGAACACCCACCUGAAAAAGCGCCUAGUUUGCAUGGGACUCGAUCCCCAGACUCACGAGCCAUUUGCCUUCUGCGGAUCAACAGCUAAAACACCGGCUUCUCCGGUGACUCGUCACAUGGCACAGUGGGAAAGUGCCAGGCUUGAAGCCGAGGCUCGCCUGUCAAGGGAGUCAUUGCUUUUCAACCCUCCGAUUCCUGGAAACACAGAGUCUGAUUACUUCCUACGAAUUUGGAAUUCUGAAGUUGGAGAAUCCUUUCGGAAGUUGGAUAAAACUGCAGGGCAAAGCUCUGGAGUUGCUUCUCAGUCGUCUUCCUCCACAAAAUGUGGAUCAGCAUCGGCUACCAACACUGAGAAUGGCCUCCACUUAGCAGGAUCCUCGACGACUCUAGCAUUUGCAAGGACCCAGAAAGAAGAUACGGAAUGCAAAAGCUCCAAGUCCUGCAUUGAUCAACUUUUGGUUGCGUCUGACUCGUCGUGCUCCAACGAAAUGGAGGAUUCGUCGGACACAGCUCUGCAAUUGCUGUUGGAUUUCCCUAUUAACAAUGAUAUGAGCUUCUUGGAAGAAAAUGUUGAUAAUUAUGACAUGUCUUCUGGUUUAUUGUCAAGUACUGGUAGCUCCUUGACCUGCUCCCUUUUGAAGCAUGGUUAAAGAGCUUGGCCGCUGGUUAUUGAUUUAGCUUAGUUUUUGCUUGAAUGAAAAAACUGGGUUUUGUGUGUUGUAACAUAUAGCAACUGGAGAGGAGUGAAAGAGAAAAGCUUGAUAGCUGAGAGUGAAAAGGGUAUUUAGCAUUGGUUUGCCGGUCAGUGUGAGGUCUUAUUAUGAUAGUUAGCAUUUAAUUAGCA